UUCAUUUUCCUCAGAUUUAAAGCCUCUGUUUUUCUUCAAAAGAAAAAAUCCUCCUUUAUUAAAUAAGAAAAAUUUCUUGUGUAAGAAAACUAAAAGAAAUUCAAGAAAAUACCCUUUAACUCAUUCAUGGGAUGUUUUCUAAUUAAUCCAUCUAAUUUUAAUUCCAGUUACUUUGAUCUUCUUGCAAAACGGAAGAUUUCUUCAUAAUCUCCACAGCCAAAUCAAACGUCCCAAAAGAAUUUCUUUCUUCCUCUAAGCCUCACUUUCUUGUUCGAUCCCACGACCCACCCGUCCAGCUUCCUCCUCCUCUUCUAUUCGUGAAUUGAUAAAAAAAAAAAAAGGGACAGGAAGAUUAGAGCUUCGUAAUGGCCCUACCCGCUUAUGACACGAGCUUCUCAUUCGGGGCGGAUUGUUUUAACCUGUUCAAUCCGCUUUCACGCAGUUUCCCAGGAUUCAGUGGUCUUUCAUGCAGCGGGUCAGCAGUGCCACAGUCACUAGUACUGGGCAAUGAGGAAGGCAAGCUUGUCAAGGCCUCAGCAUCCAUCGCCAAGAAGGCUGCAUCGCCUGAGAAAGCUCUGGCGGCCUUGAAGAGCCACAGCGAGGCCGAGCGCCGGAGGAGAGAGAGGAUUAACUCUCACUUGGCCACACUCCGCGGCCUUGUGCCGUGCACUGAGAAGAUGGAUAAGGCCACAUUGCUUGCCGAGGUGAUCAACCAAGUGAAGAAGUUGAAGAGUAAUGCCAUCAAAGCUACUGAAGGCCUUCUUAUACCAAUGGAUGCCGAUGAAGUAAACGUUGAGCUUUGCAAAGACGAAACCGGAGAUGGCAGCUUCUCUCUUAGGGCAUCAAUAUGUUGUGAGUACCGGCCGACCUUGCUAUCUGAAAUCAGAAAGGCAUUUGAGGCGCUGCCCUUGAAGCCUGUGAAGGCCGAAAUAUCGGCUGUUGGUAGUCGACUGAAGAACAUAUUCAUCUUCACAAGUCAGCGCUGUACUGGAGAUGGAGACCUUGAAGAAGGCCAACAUCAUAUAGAGUCCGUUCGCUACGCUCUGAAUUUGAUCCUCGAGAAGGCUCCUGACUCGUCGGAAUAUUGCCCGCGAAGUACACCACCUAGCAAGAGACGAAGGGUUUUCUCUACUGAUUCAUUGAGCUCUUCUCCCUAGUUAAUAAUAAUUGGAGAAAGACAUCAUUCAUUCAAGUCAUUUGUGUGUUUUAAAGUCGAAUGCAUUCAGAGUCGAGUAGUUCCAUGAUUAUGCAGCUGGUUCUAUUACUGCUAGCUUCAUGUCUGUGUCUCUGUAACAUAGAAGUGUUGUAUGGAAUUUGUGAAAUGAGAGUGAUGACAUGUCCCAUGUAGAUCGUUCGAAAUUUGGCGUUUGCUGUGCUUAUGUAUAUGUUUUUUUUUUGGUUGAAAUAGGGGGCCUAGGCCCGAUAUGUAUCUGGGUUUCAAAUCAAGAGUACAUUAUUAUCUACUUUAAUUACUUU
Molecule: messenger RNA, 1476 nt
Organism: Punica granatum (pomegranate)
Lineage: Eukaryota; Viridiplantae; Streptophyta; Magnoliopsida; Myrtales; Lythraceae
Source: RefSeq, a predicted model, not a curated record